Cryptotermes secundus is the source of this 3004-nucleotide messenger RNA. Its product is annotated as proline-rich protein 36-like. The transcript has 4 exons. The coding region runs from base 40 to 2925 and encodes 961 amino acids. The record is from RefSeq and is a predicted model, not a curated record. NCBI's taxonomy places the organism in Eukaryota, Metazoa, Arthropoda, Insecta, Blattodea, Kalotermitidae.
UUGUCACGAAGACCACAACCGGAUAUUUCUCUGCAAAGCAUGAAAGUGAAUAAUCACAGAAUGGCGACACGCAGGUCUAAGCCACAACCAAAUCAGCAGCAGAAUGCUGAUAACAGUAACAACAUCAGCCAUCCUCCAGACUCUGCAAGGCCUCAAACUCCAACCAGACACCAGGAACCACAAGAAGCCUUGGAUGGUACAGAUCCGACCAUGUCUGGUUCUCCGAACGAACGUGAAAUGCCGCAAAGUCAUAUAGAUGAUGCAACAUUUACAGUCCCUAUUUCUGCUGAACAACGCAAUUUUCAUAAUGCACCUGAUGUUCAAUAUUUUGCAACAUUUCCAUACCCUUCACAGAUUCCUACAGGAGCUACCUGCUUCCCAAUGGUUCAGACACCUACUGUGAAUGCCACACAGGCAACAGGAACUUUAUUUUUCAUGUUUGCCUCCCUUCCAGUUGUCCCUCCUAUAGAUAUCUGUCAUCAAACUUCCUCCACAAGCACCCAAACAGAAGUACCAAGACAUUCAAAUCAGUUACAUCAUGACUCUGAUCCAACUCAUUUCACACACAAAGAACAGAGUUAUCUCAGAACAUCUGGACCCAUGGGGACCCACGAACCUCAGACACCUGAAAACGACCCAGUGCCACAUGCCUUCCCUCAUUCCUUUAACAGCAAAGAUGGCAUAUCUAUGAUGACAGACUUGAGCAGAAUAUCACAAGAUCGGAACUUAAGUAACUUGUCUGAGGGUCAAUUUGUGGAUAUAAGUCGUCACAAUAGACAUCUUGGUCAGCGUCAAGGAAACAUCCUCACGUCAACAUCUUCCGUCAAUCAUCCCAGCUCACCUCUUGAAUCCCCCUCCCUGAACCACCAGAGAGGUGGAUCUUCACCACAUAGCACACACAAUACUAACGUGGGUCCGACAACAUAUUCUGGCCAAUAUUUAGGAAAGAUUUCCUCAGUAAUAGACUCAAGCCGGCUUCCUCCCUCAACGUUACCUUCAGAUGUUCUUGCAAAUCAAGGUACAUCCAUUCUCCAGCAUCCAAUACAUAUCCCCUCUAGAGUAGCAUUCCAAGAUAAUACAGAACAUAGUGAUUUCAGUCCACACAACCUCCAGUCAAUUCUUCCAUCUGGGUUCGACAUUCAAAACUAUGUAGCCAGAUCUACACCCAGCACUGGGAAGAAUGUGAGAAACAUUAGUAACCCCUGCUUCUGUGAGCAUGUUCAUGAACUUUCCUCAAUAACAGAUCCCAUUAACUAUGCAAUCAACUCAAGAAGACGUUCGUUAAGUGGACUUUCAACUUGGGCCCCAGCUGCUACAAGCACACCAAUUUCUUCUGGAAAAAUUCAGACACCAGGAGAAAGGCGAACUGCAGCUCAUCACAUGAGUUUACCACCCAGAAAGUUGGUACCAUCUUUACCAUCUUUACCCUUUUUACCACCUUCAACAUAUUUACCAGUAUUGAAUAAAAGGGAUUCAGGAACAGUUCUGCCCCAAGAAAUGCCAAGCUCAAGACCUGAAAGGGUAGCCAGGGCGACCACUUCACCUUCUGAAGAGGAGUUAAGAGACAUAAUGGCAAAUGCCAUGCCCAACAGUCAAACCCCUCAGAAAACAGCUAUGCCAACUGCUACAAGCACACCAAAUUCAUCUGGCAGAAUUCUGACAUCAGGCGAAAGGCAAACUGCACAUUAUCACAUUAGUGUACCUUCCAUAAGUUUGGUACCAUCUUUACCAUCUUUACCCAUUUUACCACCUAUACCAUCUUUACCCAUUUUACCACCUAUACCAUCUUUACCAGUAUUGAAUAGAAGGGAAUCAGGAGCAGUUCUGACCCAAGAAAUGCCAUGGUCAGGACCUGAAAGGGUGGCCAGGGCGACCACUGUACCUUCUGAAGAGGAGUUAAGAGACAUAAUGGCAAAUGCCAUGGCCAACAGUCAAACCUCUCAGGAAACAGUUAUGCCAACUGCUACAAGAACACCAAAUUCAUCUGGCAGAAUUCUGACAUCUGGCGAAAGGCAAACUGCAGAUCAUCACAUUAGUGUACCUUCCAUAAGUUUGGUACCAUCUUUACCAUCUUUACCCAUUUUACCACCUAUACCAUCUUUACCAGUAUUGAAUAGAAGGGAAUCAGGAGCAGUUCUGACCCAAGAAAUGCCAUGGUCAGGACCUGAAAGGGUGGCCAGGGCGACCACUUUACCUUCUGAAGAGGAGUUAAGAGACAUAAUGGCAAAUGCCAUGGCCAACAGUCAAACCUCUGGGGAAACAGUUAUGCCCACUGCUACAAGAACACCAAAUUCAUCUGGCAGAAUUCUGACAUCAGGCGAAAGGCAAACUGCACAUUAUCACAUUAGUGUACCUUCCAUAAGUUUGGUACCAUCUUUACCAUCUUUACCCAUUUUACCACCUAUACCAUCUUUACCACCUUUACCACCUUUACCAUCUUUACCAAAACCUGAAAGGGUGGCCAGGGCGACCACUUUACCUUCUGAAGAGGAGUUAAGAGACAUAAUGGCAAAUGCCAUGGCCAACAGUCAAACCUCUCGGGAAACAGUUAUGCCAACAAGUGAAGGUAAUAACAUGACUCCGGCAACACAAUCUGGCCAACAUGCAGGGAACAUUUCGCCCAUAACACCUCCCAGGAUGAUGCCAAGUGGAUCCUCUGGGCACUCUCUUCCAGAUAUUAACUUGACUCCGGCAACCCAUUUUGGCCAAUAUUCGGGGAACAUUUCAUCCAUAACACCUCCCAGCAUGAUGACAACUGGGUCAUCUGGGCACUUCCAACUUGAUAUUAACAUGACUCCAACAUCAUAUUCUGGCCAAUAUUCGGGGAACAUUUCGUGCAUAACACCUCCCAGCAUGAUGACAAGUGGAUCAUCUGAGCAUUUCAUUUCUGGGUGCAACGUGAAUCCGACUACAGAUGUUGCAUGAAAGUGAAUAAUCACAGAAUGGCGACACGCAGGUCUAAGCCACAACCAAAUCAGCAGCAGAAUGCUGAUAACAGUAACAA